Aspergillus ruber CBS 135680 is the source of this 3280-nucleotide messenger RNA. RefSeq names its product telomere length regulation TEL2 family protein. The record is from RefSeq and is a predicted model, not a curated record. The coding region runs from base 135 to 3152 and encodes 1005 amino acids. Gene Ontology annotation, biological process: protein stabilization; telomere maintenance via telomerase. The transcript has 4 exons. Gene Ontology annotation, molecular function: telomeric repeat DNA binding; Hsp90 protein binding. NCBI's taxonomy places the organism in Eukaryota, Fungi, Ascomycota, Eurotiomycetes, Eurotiales, Aspergillaceae. Gene Ontology annotation, cellular component: cytosol.
AUGGUUGAAUGAUCGAAUCAGCGACACGUGACAAAUUCGCUUCAUACAAUCUCCUCCCACUUUUUAGAUGUCACGACGAGGGACAGACUCACUUUGGGGAGAAAAUACAAGAAAAGAAAGACUAUUAUGGGAAAAUGGACGGACUUUUAACGGCAGUCAAGACAGUUAGUCGCGAAUCGCGACCGUCUCUGGAGUCUACAGCAGAUUUCAACCAACAUGGCUUGGAACGCCGCGCAAAUAUAUCAGAGCCAGCAAGAGACCCAACAUCACCAACUUAUAUUCUGAACGUGUUGAAGUCGAGACCUGAUCGUGACCACCUCUCGCAAGUGCUCAGUGUACUAGAUUCAUCCAAUAAAAACAUCACGCCAGACCAAUUCGACAUCAGAAUCCCAAGUCCGAUACCAGCUCAAAUUCUCCAGACCUUAGUCAGCGUCACUAUUCCUGAUGUCUGGGAUUCAUUGAAUGCGAAGUCCAAGGAUGCCAAACCGGCUGGAUCCACACUACGAGGUGCCUUGCUGAGAUGUCUAUGCAGUGUUGCUGGUGUGAGCUCGUUGGUGGCCCAGCUUCGUUCUCUGAUAGCGGCCUUUCGUUCAUCGUCCGCAGAGGCGAAGGGCUCUAGCAGUGACAUUCGUGUUAGAGAUAUCCUUGAAGUACUUUCUUCUCUGUUAGAGCCAAGUGACUUUCUGUUCCGAAUGUAUAGGGAUAUUUCUACUGUCUAUCCUAAUGAGACGCAGAAGCAGGUCAGCUGGCGAGAACUCAUUUCUCUGAUUGCUGCCAGUAGGGUCUUGUCCACUGCAGCGGAAUCACUUCCAUUGGUCAAAGAUCUCUCUAGAUUAAACAAAGUCUCUUGGGUUGGAGAGGGACCUAAGUAUGCGUCCUGGAUAGGCGAUAAUAUCUGUCGGUUCUGUUCAAAAAUAGACUUGAACGACGAGGGUGCUUGGAAAGCAAUUGCGUCUUUUACGGGACGAGCAUUGAGCCUUGGGUAUAUAGGUCAAUUGGUCAGCGGCGUUUACAGCGGUCUUCUCAUUGAUCAGACCUUUCCAAAACAAUUCGGCGCACUUGUCGAUCAUAUACGAAUGACAGAGCAGGUAGCAGUGACAGAAGCUGUCUUCCGUGAUGUUGAGAAAAGAUUCUUCUCGGAAGAUCUCCCCAUUGAAGCGGACGCGAACCAAACGAUCAGUGGCGUGGCAACCUUGUGCUCAAGCGUCAUUUCCAAUCGACCGCGCCUAGAGAGCCAGGUCGUGGACUGGCUCUCGAAAGGGCAGGGUGGUUCUAUACAGACGGUUGGGCUACGCAGAGCACUCGUGACCACGUUUGCAGACAAUACUGAGGCAGACUAUCUGAGGAACCUGUUCAUAAAAAGUCUCGAGCAUUUUGGCGACAAGUUUUACAUUAAACAUGCACCAAGCAGGUGCCAGGAAGCAAAUACACAAGUCGUUCUCCUAGCCGUUGGUCACCUUCAACGAACAGAUCCCAUGACUGUGAAAGAAAUAGGACGCUCUGGUAUCUUUUUAACUGGCGUCUCCAACCGCCUAGCAGCAUCGUCUAUCAGAGCACGCUUCCUGGGUAUGAUCGUCGGUACCGCCAUCUCGCAGCUAAUUGAAGAGCCCGGGAAAGGCAUGAAAUUUGACCUCGAGGAGAUGGAAAGUGAGGAGGCACUGUGGUAUUUGAAUCUCAUUAAUACGAAAGACACCCUUGGAUCUUUGGAAUCGAUCCGCACUCCGGCACCCAAGACGCAGAAACCCGCCAAAAGUUUGUCUUCAGAUUCUACUUCUCAACCACAACCCAAACCACAGUCUUCUAAGAUCGUGGCCAUCGAAGAGAUAGAAUCUGAAAAUGAGGAAGAAGAUGAAGAUGACGACCUAAUCCCCUACGAAAAACCGGACGACGACCUAUCCGACGACGAUGACGACCCAACACUGGUUCAGAGAAACAAACCAACAGUACCAGUGUACAUCCGCGACCUCGUAACAUACCUCCGCGACGCGGACAACAUCGACCGCUACAACCUCGCCAUCUCCAGUGCCCCAUCUCUGAUCCGCCGCAAAACUGGCUUCGGCACCGAACUCACGGAAAACAUCGAAGAACUAGCCCUCACUAUCGUCGGCCUCCAGGAGCAAACCGAUACACCGAAGUUCCACGAACAUAGACUACAAAGCAUGAUCGCGCUCAUCGUUGCCCAACCGCUCAAAAUGGGCCGCUGGUUCUCCGCCAUGUAUUUUGAAGGUGACAUCUCGCAAGUUCAGCGCUCCGCGAUCCUCACAGCUCUUGGCCUGAGUGCUCGCGAACUCGCCGGGAACGGGGAGGAAGAUGCAAAAGUCCUGGGUUUCCCUGCGAUACCCGACGCCUCCUUCCCGUCCAAGCGCCUAUCAGAAAGACUAGAAGCGCUGUACAAGACUGACGAGUCGCCCAUCGCAAGCCUGACCAAACAACUCUCUCAGGCCUCUUUACAGCCCUUAGCUGCAAAUGCCGCCGAUUCAGCCUCCGGUCCCAACGCACUCAAAGUACGAACCUUCUCCUCACGAAUGGAAGUUGAAAAGAAGCGCCAGCAGCGUGAGGCCCAGAAACGCAAGUCAACAGUCAAAGAUCUCCACAAGGUCCUAGCAGAAGGAUUCUUCUACCCAUUAAAGGGCCGAUUCGACAUGAUGAUGAUGCAGUUUUCCUCAUCAACUGCUCCCUCCUACAACCCCUUUGCAACCCCCCACCUCCUUGCCCUCUUCCUCCAAACUCUUUCCCUCACCCUCUCUACAACAGGUCCACACACCCCCCUCCUCCCAACCCUAACCCAAGAAUCCCUCUCCCUCCUCCUCUCCCUCUACACCCGUCCUGUUUCCGACGACCCCACCAUCCAAUCCGCACUUCUAUCCUUCUUCCUCGCGAUUGUCGAUCUGAACAUUUCGUCCGGCGUUACUGGCGAAGAGCGACUGGUGACGGACUUUGCGGCGCAGAUUAUGGAAUUGAGGGAGUGGGCUGGGGAGGUGUUUGAGAGGAUGCCUGCGGGUGUGGCGGCAGGGGGUAUAGUUGGUCCUGGUGGUGAUGAUGUACAGGGGCAGGUGAGGACGUUGGCGGCGGGGGUUAUGGUUAGGUUGGGGGAGGUUAUAGAGAGGUACCAGGGACGGUUGAUGGGAGUUGGGGUUGGGUUUAAGUAUUGAUGCGGCAUUUCGGCAUUGAUGGGUAGAUUAGUGUACAAAUCAUGUGUUGACUAUUGAAGUCAUAAAUGUAUUCACUACUAAGCACUAAACAUAAUUGCCCAUCUUCUUGUCCGAUGGUAUCGGACCCC